Molecule: messenger RNA, 5568 nt
Organism: Rhopilema esculentum
Lineage: Eukaryota; Metazoa; Cnidaria; Scyphozoa; Rhizostomeae; Rhizostomatidae
Source: RefSeq, a predicted model, not a curated record
UAAGCACGUACCAAGUCGACUUUGGAGAAUAUGGUUUUGCCGUAGAGUGAAGAGGAAAAAUCUUGUAUGUGAGGAAUGGGGUAGCGAUCAGGUACUGUUACAUUGUUCAAACCACGAUAGUCUCCACAGGGACGCCAGUCACCAGAUGUGGGCUUUGGAACCAUAUGAAGGGGCGAGGACCAGCUCCUUUCAGAGGGGCGAAUGAUUCCAAGCUGGAGCAUAUGGUCGAAUUCGGCUUUUGCAAUCUUCAAGCGGUCAGGAGCUAGGCGUCGUGGACGACAGAAAACUGGUGGGCCAGUUGUGCGAAUGUGAUGAGUGACUGAAUGCUUGAUAGUAGCUUCGUUGUAGGAGGGACGGGUUAUAUCCGGAAAUCUCUUGAGCAGCGAGCUGUAUGGUAUUGCAGCUGGAAAACAAAACACAGGGCUGGGUGAGGAUGCUGAAGAAGAAAUACCACGAAUACUGAGGCUGGUAGUAGUGUCGAUGAGGGUGCGAUUACGAACAUCAACCUUGAGUCCAUAGUGGGCAAGGAAAUCAGCACCAAGAAUUGGCGUUGGAAUGUCAGCAAUGAAUAUCCAUCUGUACGUACGGCGAAGGCCGAGAUCUAAUGUCAUAGAUUUUUCACCAUAAGUGGAGAUGGUGGAUUGGUUGACAGCUUGGAGAAUUAAUGAAGAAAGAUGACGUUUUUCAGCAGGACUUAGAGGAAAAACACUCACAUCAGCGCCAGUAUCCACGAGAAAACGUGUACCAGUUGUACGAUCUGUGAUGUAAAAGAGGCGACUGUUGUGUUGAUGGCCAGUUGGACUUGUCGCCGCUAGUCUCUGGCUUGGAAGUUUUCCGACUGGUGAAGAGAAGCAGAGGCCUUAAAUGAGCAUGGUGGAUUGCAUUUGCGAGCGGCGGAUCCAAACUGUUGAUGGUACCAACAAAAUGGGCCUGAUGAGGUGGAAAAGCGGGAGAAAUUACGUGAACCAGAGCGUGGGGGACUGCGACCACGUGAGCGAGAGCGAGAACGAUAGCGAGACGAGAUCUGUAGUUGACUAAUGACAUUGGUCAAUUGAGUGGUCAAAUUGUUUACGUGGAGUCGCAAGUCUUCAAUCUCUUUUCGUGCAGAAGACUCUGGAAAUGGAGAUAUGGCUGCCAGGGAGUGCUGCGGAGGAGCAACGUCCAAGAUUUUGUCCGCGAGCGAGGCCAAGUCAUCUAUGGAGACAGUGUCUGGAGUGGAGGCAAGAAUGAGUUUUACAUUUGUCGGCAAACGUUGGAGAAAAAGAUGUCUCAAGAGGCCGUCUUCUAAGGGGUUGUCACCCAAAAGUUGUCGCAAUUUUCGUAGGAAUUGGGAAGGCUUCUUAUCACCUAAUUCUUUGGAGAUCAGCAACUGUUGUAAUCGCUGUUGUUCUGAGGCGGAAGUACGUCUGAUAAGGUCAGUUUUUAGAGUGUCGUGCGGACGAUCAGCAGGAGGCGAAAGAAUUAAAUCACGGAUUUCUUGAGCAAUUUCGGGACUAAGAGAGGAGAUGACAUAGGCAAAUUUUGUGUUCUGUGCAGUGAUUUGUCGUGUAAGAAAUUGAGCUUCAACUUGGGCGAAUCAGACUGCAGGAUCAUUUGGCCAAAAUGGAGGAAUUUUGAUGCUAACUGCAGCAACGGCAUGAGAAGCGGUGCUUGAUGGUGUUGACGAGGAACUAGGAGAGCUGGUCGUGGCUGGGUUAUCAUUCAUGAUGAAAGUGAAACGAGAAAGAACCAGAAAACGAGACAAUCCUGGCAAAAAGUUUGGUGAAAAAUAAAAAACUUUACCGUCCGCGUUCGGGAAUACAUGACUAAAGAGACCUAAAGUCACCAACAUGAAACUUUUCAGUUUGACUAAUUCUAAAUUUAUUUUGCGUAAAAUCCGUAAAGGGAUUUUUAUUGAAAGGGCAUUGUCGCAUUAUUUUUUAUAUUUUUUAUAGAAUAUUGAGAAGGACUGGGAAAAGGGGCGGAGGAAAGGGUACCACUUUGAAGGGAGAAUUCUUUUGUUUAUUGGUUGAAUCCGAAUCCCGUGAGAACUUUGUAGCUGCAACGAUCAAGUAGCUACAAUGGCGCAAAAUUCUUCUGAUGCUAAGGAGAUAAAUUUAGUGAAGGAACCGAGAGGUAAAGCCAAAAAGUGAUUAACUUUUUCUAAAUUAAAAUCAUGUUUUGAAAAUAUAUGUUUAUGAUAAUGUUUAAUCAAAAGAUGCAUAUAAGCUUCUUCGCAAUGUUUUAAUCCUUAAUUUGAUGUAUAAAACUCAAAUUGAAAUAAUAGGUUACAAUGGCUAUUAUUACUAAUUGUAUCCAGCCCCAUAACAGGCAAAUCAAAAGACGCUGAAACAAACUUGAUUUAAUGACGUUUCAUCAUUACAAUGUGUAAAACUGUGCAUACCUUUAAUUCAAUUGCACUCUUUGCUAUUAAAUUUCAAAAGCACGAUUUUGCAAACAUAAACUCUUAAUGCGGUAUCCAAACAGAACUAAAUGAUCUUCAUUGAGCUAUUUUUUCAAUCACCUUGACCAGUUCGUCUAAAGGAUACCAAAAUACUGGAACAUACGACAUAGAUGAUUUGGAGUCGUCGGAAUCCUACAAAGCAAAAUGGAAGGCAAUAUAUGUCAUUUACUUGGUAUCCUUUUCCGGUGCUAUGGACUUCACAAGCACCAUGCCGUCACUUUGGCCAUACAUACAAAAGGUGGAUCAAACAGUGAGCACAAGAUUUCUCGGCUUAAUAAACGCUGGCUUUCGUGCUGGCCAGGUGACUGGUUUAGUUAUCUUUAGUGUUUGGUCCAAUGCCCGUGGUGCCAAAAUACCUCUACUGGCAAGCCUCCUAUUUAGGUUCUUUGGGGACUGUUUGUAUGCUUUUGCCGAAGGGUUUCCAAAAAACAGUGGACUUGUGAUGAUUCUGAUUGCAAGAGUUAUUUGUGGAAUAGCAAGAGGAGAUUUGGCUGUGUGCCGUACUGUUGUGGCACAAUCAACAACAACGAAAGAAAGACGGACAGCUUUUGCCACACUUUUCACAAUUUAUGCCAUUGGAUUCUCCGUUGGCCCAGGUUUACAAGCCUUGCUUGCAGUGGUUGUUGGCAAUGGAAUCCAUACCUCGUUUGUAAACAUUGACUUUUUGAACGCUCCCGGCUGGGUUGGAAUAUUCAUACAAGUUAUUUGUGCUAUUUCAUUGUUGAUUUGGUUUAGAGAACCUAAAAAAAUUGGAUCUGACAAUAAAGAAAGUUCAAAGGAUUUGCAAAAACCGGACAACUUUGCUCUCAUUAUAAUCUUAAUGACUUACUUUGUCAACUGUGUGGUAUUUUCAUCAUUAGAAACGUUCACUGCUUCAAUGAUGAAUAGUGAGCUGGCGCUUACAAAAUCAGAAGCUGUUUUCGAUGCUGGCCUCUUGCUGUCUUCCGUUGGACCAAUUGCACUUAUUUCGUUACCUUUAAUAAGAUGUACUUCAAACAGGCUUGCCGAGAGAAGUAUAAUUCUGCUAGGGUGCACAAUUUCAUUGCUAGGGUUUAUCAUAUUUUUACCCUGGGGAAACACACAUCCAACUCUACAAACAACAGAACAAACAACGCUUGGGAAUGUGACAAAAACAAUAUGGAAACCAGGGUGUCCACCAAAGUUCCAGUGGUGCCAAAAUGCACCUAAAAUACACCUUGCGCAAUUCAUAGUUGCAGAAUUGAUGAUAAUUUUUGGCUUCACGUUGCCAUAUCUGGUUACAAAUGGAUUGUAUUCAAAAAUUAUUGGUCCGAGAAAGCAGAGCUUCUACAAUACAGUUUUGUCUGUUUCUACAUGUGUUUCGGGAAUCACAACACCAUUGGUGAUGACAUGCAUCUAUGAAACCUACGGACCAAGAUACGUCUUCAUCACAGUAGCCGCUGUUGAGGCAGCUUGCAUCGUCAUUACUAGCUAUUUCUUCAACAGAUUAGUGCCUUUUGAAGAAUAUGUCGAAUGUAAACUAGGGUUGAAGAAAAGUAAAAAUUAGCUACUUUGAUCUGCUGUGAUUCAUAUUUUACGCUCGUGUCUGUAAUAAAUUCAUUAAUCUCGUGUAUAAAGAACUUGCAAGGUGUAUACAACAAAGCACUUCCUACUAAACGUAAGACAGUCUAUGUCCCCUUUAUUAGCACUUUCAUGGCUGCAAAGGUCCCUAGAAAAUAUAGUGUCAACGGCAAAAUUGAAUUGUUAUACGAGCAUUUUUUAAAUUAAAAGCAGUCAAACGAUUUUAAGGAGAGAAACAUCUGUGGUAUGUUCAUAUCUGACAAGAUGUUCUAUUUGGCUUCUAAGCAAUUAUCAUCAGUAACAUAGCGUUUGAAGAAGUUUCAGUUUUGUUGGUUCACCUAUGAUAUAUAGUUCAUCAAAAGUGGCUCUUUAGAAUUAGCAUUAUGUAUAUCUUUGUUAUCAAAAUGUAUUUUUCUAAGUUUAUGGGUACUUCACAUACUGCUAGACAAUAGAAUGAUCUUAAGAUUACCCCAAAAGUAAGUUACAUUAAGAAAGGCUAAAUUCACAUUGCACAAUCUUUUUAGCACCUUUAUAACACGUGCAGAUUCCCACUAUACUAAUCCCCUUGGAACGUGGUCUUAAAUGGUGUUGCAAAAUUAUUUUUUUUAAUUUUUGAACUUUAAGACCCCAUAACCCGAAAAGGUGCAAUUUCACUUCAUAGAAAAUAAGAAAUGACUUUUCUCGUCUAUUAUCUAAUGAUAUAGCCCAUUUCAAAUAUAUUUUUCUUAAUUUAUCUGCUUGGCGUUUAGAACCUGAAUUUUUUAUGCUCAGUUUGUCAAUUGAAUUGAAUUCGUAGAAAUGACAAUUUAAAUGAAUUAAAUUUCUCUCUCCUUGGUAAUGCAAAAUUAUUACUGUUUGUCACGAAAAUCUACACGGAAAUACCUCCGAAGACGUCUUUGCUAAAAAAUUAAUCAUAGAACGGACAGUAACAUCAUAAAUGAAACCGUUUGUGAUGCACGAUGUAAGCAAUGCAUAUGACUCUAUAGAUGGAACAACACUGAUCCAAGGAUCCCCCCUUCCCAGCGAUAGUUACAGGAGUGCGAGUGAAUUUUUUGACCAAAAUUUUUUAGCAGAACAGGCUGCUUUUUUUCACCUGACCCAUAUGGGGCGUGACCAUUCAAUUUGAGAUAGAGGCUAGAUAUUUUUGUCUUGUUUUUACCAAGGCUAACUUUCCUAGAAUUCAUUGGGGGCUUCGAUAGAAUUUUUGUCUUUACCAAGGCUAAUUUUACCUUCAUUCAUUGGGGGUUUUAAGAGAAUUCUUGUCUUUUUCGAGGCUAAUCUAUGUACCCUACCUCAGGGCCACUGGCAAGCCCGCGUAGCGGGCUUCGUAGGGGAGCUAGUCUUCCGUUAAUUGAAAGUUGCUGCAAAACAUUUGCAAGCCCAGGUCUAUUCGUGUACCUCGUUUAAAUAUUUUAAUGGUUUACCAACUAAGUCUCUUGUUUAUUCUAAUUUCAGUGCUUGAAUUUUCCAUAUAAUUAUUUCAUUUAUUCCUCGACGACUCAUGGGCUCUUUGACACAUUUUCAUGUGAUUGUUCCCAGGAGCUCUUCUAUUCAUUUAGAAUCAAAAUUCAAACUUUCCUAGCAAU